This is a messenger RNA of Diaporthe citri, 291 nucleotides long. RefSeq lists its product as uncharacterized. Gene Ontology annotation, biological process: mRNA splicing, via spliceosome. Lineage: Eukaryota; Fungi; Ascomycota; Sordariomycetes; Diaporthales; Diaporthaceae. The record is from RefSeq and is a predicted model, not a curated record. The transcript is spliced from 2 exons. Bases 1 to 291 code for a protein of 96 amino acids. Gene Ontology annotation, cellular component: U2 snRNP; precatalytic spliceosome.
AUGGCUGACAAGCUCCGCACGCAACAAGAGCUCGAGCGCCUCCAGGCCAAGUACAUCGGCACCGGGCACCCUGACACCACGAGCUGGGAGUGGAAGACCAACAUCCACCGCGACACCAAGGCCAGCGUCGUCGGGCACACCCCGCUGCUCUCCUACAUGGCCCUCGCCCAGAACGAGCCCAUGGCAAAGGUCAGGGCACAGCUCAUCCGACAGAUGGUCCAGCCCGUUGGGCCCCCGCCGCCCAGAGAGGACGAAUUGGCCCUGCCCGCCGCGGACAAUGGAGGCUCAUGA